Manacus vitellinus (golden-collared manakin) is the source of this 7420-nucleotide messenger RNA. It is a transcript of the gene HECW1, whose product is annotated as HECT, C2 and WW domain containing E3 ubiquitin protein ligase 1. The transcript has 30 exons. Lineage: Eukaryota; Metazoa; Chordata; Aves; Passeriformes; Pipridae. The record is from RefSeq and is a predicted model, not a curated record. The coding region runs from base 36 to 4898 and encodes 1620 amino acids. Gene Ontology annotation, biological process: regulation of dendrite morphogenesis. Gene Ontology annotation, molecular function: protein binding; ubiquitin-protein transferase activity.
CCAGGAAUUGAUGCGCUUACAAUUGGCGGGUCAUUAUGCUGCUCCACCUGUGUAGUGUUAAGAAUCUGUACCAAAACAGGUUCCUGGGCCUGGCAGCCAUGGCGUCUCCAUCUAGAAACUCACAAAAUCGACGCCGGUGCAAAGAGCCUCUCAGAUACAGCUAUAACCCUGACCAGUUCCAUAACAUGGACAUCAGGAACAAUUCCCAUGAGACAGUCACCAUUCCUAGGUCUACCAGUGACACAGACCUUGUCACUUCAGACAGCCGGUCCACACUGAUGGUCAGCAGCUCCUACUACUCCAUUGGGCAUUCGCAGGACCUAGUGAUAUACUGGGAUAUAAAAGAGGAAGUGGAUGCAGGGGACUGGAUUGGCAUGUAUCUCAUAGAUGAGGUCUUGUCUGAAAACUUUCUGGACUACAAGAACCGCGGUGUCAAUGGCUCUCACCGUGGACAGAUUAUCUGGAAGAUUGAUGCCAGCUCUUACUUUGUGGAGCCUGAAACAAAGAUCUGCUUCAAGUACUACCAUGGUGUGAGCGGGGCCCUACGAGCCACAACUCCGAGUGUCACAGUGAAAAACAAUGCAGCUCCUCAGAUUUUUAAAAGCAUCACCAAUGAAGACUCAAUCCAGGGACAAGGAAAUCGGAGACUGAUAAGUUUUUCAUUGUCAGAUUUCCAGGCCUUUGGUCUGAAGAAAGGAAUGUUCUUUAAUCCAGAUCCUUAUCUGAAGAUUUCCAUCCAGCCUGGAAAACAUAGCAUCUUCCCAGCACUUCCUCAUCAUGGACAGGAGAAAAGAUCUAAGAUCAUGUGUAAUACCGUCAACCCGAUCUGGCAAGGAGAGCAAUUCAGCUUUGUCUCCCUGCCCACGGACGUCCUGGAAAUAGAAGUUAAAGACAAAUUUGCAAAAAGCCGACCGAUCAUCAAACGUUUUCUGGGAAAACUUUCUAUGCCGGUUCAACGCCUCUUGGAAAGACAUGCCAUAGGGGACAGAGUUGUAAGCUACACUCUGGGUCGCAGGCUUCCUACAGAUCAUGUCAGUGGCCAGCUGCAGUUCCGAUUUGAAAUAACUUCUUCCAUCCAUCCAGAUGAUGAAGAGGUCUCCAUUAGUGCAGAUCCUGAGCCAGCUGACCUCCAGGAAAGCCCUGUGAACAAUCCCACAGAGGAAAGCCUCGGUGAGCCUCCAUGCAUCAACACAGUGACCUCAGAAAGUGCAGCUCCAGAACAGCUAAAUGGAUACAGUGUGAACAGUGUCGAUAGCCCAGGGGCUGUCAAACCACCUGGGGAAGUCAACCAGAACAGCUUAAAUGAAGAGCUAGCAGGAGAUGGGGAGGUUGAUGCGGUGCCAGUUCCUGAGCCCUUGGAAUCCAUCCCAGGAGAAAUGCUUUCUUCUUUGAGUGCUACGGACCUCACAGAGCAGUCGACUCUGAUGGCUUGCAUGUCUCCUCCUGAGACUGAAGUUAGGGAAAAUAACAAAGUCAAUUCUGGUAUUCAGGGAGAUGGUGGAGUGACCAGCAUAGAAACAUUAGAUAUUGAUGAGGUGAGUGCAGAUGUGCAUGCUGGCAAGGACUUAGAGAAGAGUCAGGAAGAAGAUGAAGGGGCUUCAGCCCAGGAGGAGGAAGACAACAAGCUACAACUGAGGACCACAGCAAAGAGGAAAAACAGGCCAUGCUCCCUGCCUGUGUCUGAACUUGAGACGGUCAUAGCUUCAGCCUGCGGUGAGCCAGAGACCCCUCGCACACACUACAUACGGAUCCACAACCUACUCCACAGCCUGCCCUCAGCACAGAUGAGCAGUGAUGGGGAAGAAGAACAAGAUGGUGGCAAUGGCGGGGAGAACGAUGAGGAAUCUACGGUCAAGGAGGUGUUGGAUAAGGAAGUGGUCAGUGAGAGUGAGACCGUGGCAGCAGAGCCUCCUCUGGAAAAUGAGGCUGAAGAGAACUUCAGCCAGAGAACAGUGCCUCCUGAGACCUUGGAUGAGCAACUCUCCGACUUAAAUGAUGGGCUGUUGGAUGGGGAGCCCCUCAGGACAGGAAGCGAGAGCGAGUCAAGCUCCAGGCCCAAUGGUGACAAUGAGUGCGAAACCUGCGACACCUCUUGCUACAGCCCCUCUUGCUACAGCACUUCCUGCUACAGCACUUCCUGCUACAGCACUUCUUGCUACAGCACCUCGUGCUAUGACAGUAACAAUCGCUUCUCCAGCCAUACUCGCUUCUCCUCCGUCGACAGCGCAAAGAUUUCUGAGAGCACAGUCUUUUCCUCACAGGAUGAUGAUGAGGAGGAGAACAGUGCUUUUGAGUCAGUGCCAGAUUCAGUGCAGAGCCCUGAGCUGGACAGGGAGCAAGUGGAUGGCUCCUCCCAGUGGCCAGAUGAACUAGUAGCUCAUGCUGGGAAUCCACAAAGAGCCACAGAGGGUCUAGACACCCCAAUAGCAGGUCCAAGCAGCAGAAGAGAAGGUGAUUGUCCUUUACUCCAUAAUUCUCAGCCAGUCAGCCAGCUUCCUUCUCUGAGGCCUGACCAUCAUCACUACCCAACUAUCGAUGAGCCUCUUCCACCAACUACAACAUCCUUGGGAAACUUUACCUGGUGGAAUUGGGAAGCUCGGAUAGACAGCCACGGGAGGGUAUUCUACGUUGAUCAUGUCAACCGAACCACCACGUGGCAGCGCCCCACAGCCGCGGCGACGCCGGAUGGGAUCCACAGGUCUGGCUCCAUCCAGCAAAUGGAGCAGCUGAACCGGCGAUACCAAAACAUCCAGCGAACAAUCGCAACAGAGCGGACUGACGAUGAUGCUGUGGUAAACAACAGGGUGGAGAGAGUUCCCACUGGAGGAGGAAGUGACUCUGAGGCAGAGCCUUCUCAGCCAAGCUCAGAGAUUAGGAGGGAAGGUUCCCUUUCUCCUGUGAAUUCUCAGAAAAUCACCUUGUUGCUGCAGUCUCCAGCUGUGAAGUUCAUCACCAAUCCUGAGUUCUUCACUGUGCUGCAUGCAAACUAUAGUGCCUAUCGGGUCUUCACUAACAGUACCUGCUUGAAGCAUAUGAUUCUGAAGAUUCGUAGAGAUGCUCGUAAUUUUGAGCGGUAUCAGCACAACAGAGACCUGGUAAAUUUUAUCAACAUGUUUGCUGAUACCCGACUGGAGCUUCCUCGUGGCUGGGAGAUAAAAACUGACCAGCAGGGCAAGUCUUUCUUCGUUGACCACAACAGCCGUGCUACCACCUUCAUAGAUCCCAGGAUUCCGCUGCAGAACGGUCGUCUCCCUAAUCACCUGACUCACAGGCAACAUCUUCAGCGACUUCGUAGCUACAGCGCUGGAGAGGCCUCUGAAGUCUCUCGAAACAGAGGAGUCACCUUGUUGGCCAGACCAGGCAAUAGUCUUGUAACAGCUAUUCGAAACCAGCACCAUCAUGAGGCAUUACCUCUGGCUUACAAUGACAAGAUUGUUGCAUUUUUACGCCAACCCAACAUUUUUGAGAUGCUGCAGGAGCGUCAGCCCAGCUUGGCCAGAAACCAUGCACUCAGGGAGAAGAUCCAUUACAUUCGGACAGAGGGUACACAUGGGCUUGAAAAAUUGUCCUGUGAUGCAGAUUUAGUAAUUCUGCUGAGCCUUUUUGAAGAGGAUAUUAUGUCCUACAUACCACUGCAGGCUGCCUUCCAUCCUGGUUACAGUUUCUCUCCUCGCUGCUCACCCUGUUCAUCACCCCAAAAUUCCCCAGGGCUACAGAGAGCAAGUGCAAGAGCACCUUCUCCAUACAGGAGGGACUUUGAAGCCAAGCUGCGCAAUUUCUAUCGAAAACUUGAAGCCAAAGGGUAUGGGCAAGGUCCAGGUAAAAUUAAGUUAAUUAUACGGCGUGACCACUUGCUGGAAGGCACCUUCAACCAGGUAAUGGCAUAUUCACGCAAGGAGCUCCAGCGGAACAAACUCUACGUCACGUUUGUUGGCGAGGAAGGGUUGGACUACAGUGGCCCCUCCCGAGAAUUCUUCUUCCUUCUGUCUCAGGAGCUCUUCAAUCCUUAUUAUGGGCUGUUUGAGUAUUCAGCCAAUGACACUUACACUGUACAGAUCAGCCCCAUGUCUGCCUUUGUUGAAAAUCACCUGGAAUGGUUCAGGUUCAGCGGUCGUAUUCUUGGCCUUGCUCUCAUUCAUCAGUACCUUCUUGAUGCUUUCUUCACAAGGCCGUUCUACAAAGCACUACUAAGGCUACCAUGUGAUUUGAGUGACUUAGAGUACCUGGAUGAAGAGUUCCAUCAGAGCUUGCAGUGGAUGAAGGAUAACAACAUCACAGAUAUCCUGGAUUUAACCUUCACAGUGAAUGAGGAGGUGUUUGGACAGGUGACAGAGAGAGAGUUGAAAUCUGGAGGGGCAAAUACAGCAGUGACAGAAAAGAACAAAAAAGAGUACAUCGAGAGGAUGGUUAAGUGGCGAGUGGAACGAGGAGUGGUUCAGCAAACAGAGGCCCUGGUCCGUGGCUUCUAUGAAGUUGUAGACUCCAGGCUCGUCUCUGUUUUUGAUGCCAGAGAACUGGAACUGGUUAUAGCUGGCACUGCAGAAAUAGAUCUCAAUGACUGGAGGAACAACACAGAAUAUCGUGGAGGUUACCAUGAUGGACACAUAGUAAUACGGUGGUUCUGGGCAGCAGUGGAGAGGUUUAACAACGAGCAGAGGCUCCGGCUGUUACAGUUCGUCACAGGAACAUCCAGCGUGCCAUACGAGGGCUUUGCUGCUCUCCGAGGGAGCAACGGGCUACGGCGCUUCUGUAUAGAGAAAUGGGGGAAAAUAACCUCCCUCCCAAGGGCACAUACAUGUUUCAACCGUUUGGAUCUUCCACCUUACCCCUCAUAUUCUAUGCUGUAUGAAAAGCUGCUGACAGCUGUUGAAGAAACUAGCACCUUUGGACUUGAAUGAGGGGUUCAGGCACUUUUGGUGUUUUUAUGGCUGAUGAUGUCACGUUUCCUGUCCACCAUCAUUUGAUCUUGGUUUCCCAUGUUUUUAUUUUUGAAAACAAAACAAAACAACAACAAAAAAAUCAAGAUUAACAAAAGCUGUGCAUGAAGAACUGCUGCCCUCUACGAUCUAACCUUCAUGCUUUCAUCCUCUGUUUCCAAUGGACUGCUAGUCUGUAUGCAAUAGAAAAACAACUGUCUCAAGGUUUCUGUAUAUCUCUACAUACCUCCAUUAAUAACAAUGAAAAUACAGAUGCAAGUUACACUACACUUGACCAAAUGUUAAUAAAUGUUUACUUCCACCUGCGUUGAUUAAAAAAUAAAAAAAAACCUCAUCAAACAUUCCAAGCUUUUAUAUACCCACAUCUUCUAAAAUCAAUUCACAGCCCAUCUUCUUAACUGUUGAAUCCAGUACUAGGAGCUGGUCAAAUAUAUCUUCAUCCAUCCUUAUUUUCCCUGUGUGUAUUGUCCAUCUGAGAGACAUCUGUGAGGAAAACUGAAAUUUUUAUACACGAACUCAUGAUCAGUUGCAUCAGCUGGAACUGGCACAGAUACAUGGUGCAGAUAUGACCUUCAAAAAUUAAAAAAACCCAACCUGUAAUGCAAUGCAAAAAGCAUAACAGCGAUUGUUAUGAUUGUUGCUUGCCAGUACUGGAGAGAACUUGCACUUCAGAUAUAUUGGGAGGGGCAUCUCCAUUGUAAUGUUUACCACACAAGAAGCACAAGGUUGUGCACAUUCAAGAAGGAUGUUUUAUUAUGUAGCAUAAAGGACAAGGCUCCCUUACCUUAGUAUUGUAUAUGACAAGGAAAAGGGGAAGUAAGAAGAAUGUUCUACUCUUAUGAAUACUCUUGGGUUCUGUUUACCAGAUCUUUGUUUUCUGAUGUUGAAAAUGCUCCUUUCCAAAUGAGAAGUCUAGACAAUCCCAUCCCCUGUGUCAGAAGCCAUUUAUUUUCUGUCAGGCUGGGCUAAUCUGUGGUUGGUGGGGAUUGUUUUCGGUUCUGUCUUUUUUCUUUUCUUGUUCAGUGGAAUUCUCCAUAUCCUCAAGAGUGGUUGGUUGUAGACAAAAUGUUUUCAUCUAGGGUCUGUCAGAUAAGAAGCUGCAUUGAUUGAGGGUGUUUGUCAGGGAUGAAGAGGACUGUAACUCUCUGUGCGUUAAGACUUUGUUGCACUUCCUCUUGGAGGAAGCCCAAAGGCCCUCCAGUCAUGCUAGAUACCACUAAACUAAAAAUCUAGCUCUUGUUACAACAGACAUAACCCACUUCAGUUUGGUGUAUUUUGCAUUCCAGCUCUGAAUCCAGGCAACAAAAGCAAAACAGCAGUAAGAUUGUCUUCGGAUGAAUUCUGCUGAGGCUCUUACAGUUCUAUUUAUUAAUCUUUGCUGCCCCUGUUUUCCAAGACUAAUCUCAGAUUGAAAGUGUUUGUCUUGACUGGGAAAAGGAAAUACGAGUAUCUUCUGACACUAAAUAUGUUAAAGGAUGCGUGAAAUACGAACAGAGAGCCUUGUGAAGGGAGACCGAGACCCAUGGCUAUGACAAGGAAAGAAGUGAGUGGUCCAAACUACAUCUAACACCUAAUGGAGAAAUCAUGAGUUUUGUACAAAUCUGACACAGGGGACUUUUUUCACCCAGUUUGCUCAAGUGCCAGUGAACUUUUCAAUGGACUGUAGCUGAGGUUUAAGUUCAUAGUCUAGUCUGAGAAACAGCCUGUGGGGAGGGGGGUGUUUGUUUCGUUUGUGUUUUGUUAUUCUAGUUUCACUGUAACAAAGAGUUGACAUACCUCUAGUUGGAAACAAUAGGAUACUAAAUUUGAACAUGAAAAUCAAAUCUGAAAUAAGCUAAAAUAUAAGCGCACAGGGGACGAGUUAAACUCGUCCUUCACAAUUAAUCCUGUGACAGUCUAUGGAAUUUCAGAAGGACAAAUUUGACUGGAGAUUUUUUUAAUUUCUGUUGAAAUAAUAUUUGCCCUGUCUCUGUAGUAAUAUUAAUAGGGCUUCCCAGUCAAGAUUAAACACUUUCAGUCCAGUGCAGACCAACAGAUCUUUCUACAACAAAUGCGGUGCUUUUUUAUUAUUCUUGCUGUACCUCAGUGUUCAUUAUUGAAAGAUAAAAUUACUGCAAUAUACUAAAUCUGGGAUAGGUUUUCCAGUUAUCACAAGGUCCAAAAGAUUGGAUUGCUACUUUCUCUCUAGUGAGUCAUGUAGGUCCUUUGUUCUAGUAGAAAAACAGAUGCCUGUAGAUAGUAGUUACUAGGUAUAGUAAAUAUUGUACCAUUAACCAAAUUCCCUGCAGCUUCCACUUUAUCUAACAGAAAUGUCUGUUAUGGUUUUUGUUAAAGACUACAUAAAGUCAAUGGCAGGAAAGGUCCUCAUUACUGGACUGAUUUUGCUUAUAUUGACAGAAAAAUAUCACAUGAUACUCAGGCUGUGCUUUCUAUUCAACCAUAUCACUAUAGAGGAAUGUCAAUAAAAUCACUUUGUUAUGGCA